CCGAGGGCGGGCGCAGUGCCCGGCGGGCGGCGCUCAGUCACACGCCAGCGGACUGAGGGAGGGAGGCGGGAGCAUGGCUGGCAGGUCCCUGCGGGCGGCCCGGCAUCACCUCAGCCCGCUGCUCUCGUUGGGCGCUCGGCGGCCCAGCAGAGAUUGCUUGUGUGUCUUCAGCACUGCGGCCCAGCAGAGGAGUACGGGAGAUGAGUGUGGACCAGAGGAUCCCCGCGAUGAGCCGAGGCAUCCCCUUUCUGAGCGAACUCUGGAGCUCAAAGCCAGCAAACUGGAAGAACAAGUCCGUGAUUUAACUGAGCGAUACCGGAAAGCGUUGGCAGAUUCGGAAAAUGUCCGGAGGAGAACACAGAAGUUUGUGGAAGAUGCCAAGCUGUUUGGGAUCCAGAGUUUCUGCAAGGACCUGGUGGAGGUAGCUGAUAUCUUGGAGAAGACUACUGAGAGCGCUGCAAGAGAAGCAGAGCCUAGUGACCCAAAACCAACCCUCAAGAAGAUCUGUGAAGGCCUGUCCCUCAUAGAGGCCAAGUUGCAAAGUGUAUUUGCCAAGCAUGGCCUUCAGAAGAUGAGCCCCGUCGGUGGCAAAUAUGAUCCAUACGACCAUGAAAUAGUCUGCCAUGUGCCAGCAGAGGGAAUGCAGCCCGGCACAGUGGCACUAGUGACUCAGGAUGGCUAUAAACUCCACGGCCGCACUAUCAGACACGCACAUGUUGGCGUGGCAGUAGAGUCGCAGGAGUGAUGUAGUGGGUGCACCCAUUGGGAUCUGAGCUGAGGACUCUGUCACACAGUGGCGAUAGCAGCUGCAUGUCUUUUCUUUAUUUAUUAAGCUAGGUUUGUAUUGUACAUUGGCUUCUUCACAACAUGUGCAGUAAUCUUGGCUUUAAUUC
Molecule: messenger RNA, 893 nt
Organism: Mauremys reevesii (Reeves's turtle)
Lineage: Eukaryota; Metazoa; Chordata; Testudines; Geoemydidae
Gene: GRPEL2
Product: GrpE like 2, mitochondrial
Exons: 4
Coding region: 74-745 (223 amino acids)
Biological process (GO): protein folding; protein import into mitochondrial matrix
Cellular component (GO): PAM complex, Tim23 associated import motor
Molecular function (GO): protein-folding chaperone binding; adenyl-nucleotide exchange factor activity; protein homodimerization activity
Source: RefSeq, a predicted model, not a curated record